Drosophila erecta is the source of this 2184-nucleotide messenger RNA. RefSeq names its product polycystin-2. The record is from RefSeq and is a predicted model, not a curated record. Gene Ontology annotation, cellular component: membrane. Gene Ontology annotation, biological process: detection of mechanical stimulus. Lineage: Eukaryota; Metazoa; Arthropoda; Insecta; Diptera; Drosophilidae. Gene Ontology annotation, molecular function: calcium ion binding; calcium channel activity. Bases 1 to 2184 code for a protein of 727 amino acids. The transcript has a single exon.
AUGGCCAAGAAGUUUAGCAACAUAAUCUUCUACCUGACCCUGAUAAUCAUAGCCAUCUGUGGGGCCUGCAUCUGGAUGUUCUCGGGCUUCCGCCACGAGGAUGGCAAAUUCAACAUGAUUCUGGUGGCGUUCCUGGCAGUUACUUUACUGCAGAUCGUGAUCCUAACGCCCAUCAAGUUCACAAUUAUGUCCCUGGACGCCGCCUUCUGGCCGGCUCAACAAGCCCCCGAGACUCUGGACCAGGAUGCCAAGGUGGACACGUUUAUGGACCAGCUGAGGCUGCACCUCCGAACGCUGCGGAGUGAACUGAUGAUCACGGAGCGGCAUCGGAACGAGAGGGUCAACCUGAAGUACCGCCUGAUUACCCAGGAACUCUGGCUCAACGGCAAGCUGUUCCUCGUCUACUUCUUCAUGGCCUUGGCUUUCUUUGAUGAGCUACUGUACUACAACACAGAGGCCACGCACAUCCUCUUCCAGAAUAAUAAUGGGGAUGCGCUCGGACUGCAGAGUGUGAUGAAUGUGCCGGACAUCUAUUUGUUUGUGGUGUCCUCCUUGGUGCUGGCCUUUACGGAUGGCAAAAACACCAGUGGCGGAGCUCCUUGGGUCCAUGCGGAGGGCACCAGGCUACUGGGCGUGGUGAGGCUGAGGCAGCUGAGGACGGAGAGCAACCGACUGGGUCUAUCGCUUCCCGUGUUCACCGAGCGGGAGUUCGCUGAGAGCUGGACUGUGCCCUACGAAAGGGUUCCCUAUACGGACAAGUACUGGCCCAUCUACACGCCCUGGCUGCCGACUGUCUCUGGGAUUCGGGACAACUUAAUUCUGGGCAUCAGCCACGUGGGGCAUACGUUCAACUAUCCGGAAUCGAAGGGCUACACGGUCCUGCUCUCGGACACCCGCUAUAAAAGUCUUAAGAUCAUUGAGUACCUGAUGGAGAAGCACUGGCUGGAUGCGAAUACGACGGCUUUGUUCAUGGACUUCAGCUUGUACAACGCGGAUGCCAACACCUUUACCGUGUGCACCUUGUGGGUGGAGAAGUUUCCCUACCAGUAUCCUGAUGGCCACAUGAGGGUCGAGAGUCACACGUUUGUGGAGCAACUGCGGGAGUUCUCGAAGUUCGGCAUGUUAAUGGUGUUUGUCUUCGCCGUCACGUGGUUGGAGUUCACCAAGGCGUUCUUCGUGAAGGUCUGGUACGAUCCUCGACAGCUGAAGACCCUGUGGGUCCUGGUGGAUGCGUUGAUCGUGGCACUCAGCCUCAUGGUGGGGAUGGUCAUGGCGGUGCGAGAUAACUUGGUUCAGAAUAUGAUCAAGAAAGUUGAGAUCGCCGUUGUGGUGGACUUUCUGGACUUUCGGCUGCCGGAGCAACUCUCCUACAUUGAGGAUGUGGUCACGGGCUUGACGGUGGCCCUGGUCACUCUGCGUUUGUGGAAGGUGAUGCAGUUUUCCGCCACCUUCCAACUGUUUUCCAAGACCAUCUCUUUGGCGUGGGACGCGCUGCUCUGCACCUUCGUAAUAACCGUAAUAUUCAUCAUCGCCAUUGGCAUUGCCACGGUCACCAUCAAUGGCAACUACACCAGUAACUUCAGGGAUUUCCCCAAGGGCAUUGUCACGGUCACCUGCUUUUCCUUUGGCUAUACGAACUUGGUCUACCCGCCGGAUAUCUUUUAUGGCGGAGAGUGGCUGGGCAUCCUAUUGUACGUCAUAAUGGGCUUUGUGGUCAAGUACAUGCUGAUCAACUUGAUUGUUUCCAUGAUGAGGGAUCAGAUGGCCACUGUCAAGGCGGAUAGGGAUAAGAAAGUGAUGCAGCGCAUAACGUUCUGGCAAUUCCUACGCGUUGAAUAUGCCGACGUCAUCAACUGCAUCCUAAAAGUGUUCCACUGCCAAAGGGGUUACCAGCGAAAGAAUCGCACAGUUUCACAGAAUAUCCAACGAAAACUGGAUGACAUCGACCUCAUGCGACGGAAGACAAAGAUACGGCCAAUUUAUGCCGAGAACGUCUAUGUUAAGCCGGUAAACAAGGAACUGGACCAGAUGAAAUAUCGGGAGCGGAUCGAGCGAACCUUCGCUCUGGCCGCCAUUCUCCACACCCAAAUGGAGCUCAUUGAGAGGCUCAUGUUCGGCGACGAGGAUGGAAACCUGCCCAGCCUAGACCAGGAUGAAGAGCAGGUUCCGGAGAGCAGGGACUAA